AUGUAUUAAAAACAUUGGUACUUCCAAAUACACUCGGGGGUAGCAUUUGUAUCUCAUUCUUAACAAUUAUAAGUGAGUGCAUACGAUAUCUGGGGAAAAAAACAAUGUAUAUUCAGCCACAGAGGUUUUAUAUUAUAAGCCCCGCAGCCGUUAGCUCAUCUAACCGUUAGUAAACAUAUACACACAUACCCAGAGGACCCAAGGCUUCAGCACGAGCUUGAAUACAGAAUAUUUUUCUUUUUAUAUGUAUUUAUAAUUGUUAGCAGGGGGCUAGUCUUUAGCUCUAUACAGAGUGUUUGAUGCCGAGUAAACCUCUGACGGUUGCAGCCAAGAUUCUUUUCUGUGUAGUAUAGACAGCAAAGAUGAAGGCCAAGAAGAAGAAGAGACAGGAUGACUUCCAGAAGGUCAAGUUAAAGGUGGGAAAGAAGAAGCCCAAAGCUGACAAUGCCACCAACACCAACUUUCACUCAAAGGGAAUCAAUCUAACUGAACAGCUGAAGAGAGACACAAGUGGCCCCACCACCCACAGACAGCUCGGUAUCAAUGACCUCCUGUCUCAGCUCCACCAUUACAACGCCAAUGUGAAGCAUAGUGCCUUGUCGGGUUUGAGAGAGUUGCUGCCCCUUAAUCCCUCCCUGUUAGAGCAGCAUCUCUCUCGUCUGCUUUCUGAAGUGGCAGCUGUUUUCACAGACAAGGAUGGCAAUGUUCGUGUUGCUGCUACACGCGUGCUCAAGUUCAUUGCACAGUCUGUGCCUGCAGAGCGAGUGGCUCCUUUCUUCCCCCUCCUCAGUGCCCAUCUGUCUUGUGCCAUGACCCACAUUGAGACAGGCAUCCAGGAGGAUGCUAUGAAGAUCCUCGAUGUGUUGCUGGAGCACUACCCUUCUCUGCUAGCAGCACGGCCUGCGGUGCUUCUCACCAACUUCCUGGAGUUGAUCUCUCACAGACAAAACAGUGGAGGAGCCAAAAAGGCUCAGGAUGCUAAGGGGCGGACAUGGGCGUUGUCGGUUAACCCUAGCAGGGUUGUGACAAGCCAGCAGUGGCGGCUCUCUGUGCUUCUUAGGCUUGGACGCUUUCUGCAGGCAGUAGUUGAGGAAAGACCAGUCGAGGAAGGUGACAUAUUUGACCCAGCUGAACGAGUGUUUGGCUCCUCUGGAGAGGGCAAGAUUACACCUCUUCAUCUCGUUUGGGAAGAGCUCAUCUACAGCAAGGUUGGCGUUAAGGUGUAUGAGCAUUCUGGGGCUAAACCUACUCCACAGUCCACCUAUAGACUCAGACCAGAUGUGGAUCCGGGACCUGCAGUGGGAGAGGGUCUGGAUUCAGCUGAGGCCGUUAAGAGCUUUGCAGCCACACUGGUGCCUCUUUUGCUCGAAGUGUGGGUAGAAGCCACCACUGGCGACUGUCCCUGGAGCAGCACUGAUAGUGCUCACCUGCUCACCCCAGACGCCAUGUCAGUAAUGUUCCAGGUGUUGUCUAUUCUGCAGCUGCUGAGAAAACUGGCACCGCAGCAGGAACACCGGGAUGCACUGGAUGCGUGGUUCUAUAAAGAAUACCUUGGAGAUUUCAAGCAGCACUUCAUGAAAAACUUUCCUUAUGGAACUCGGGACACACCGAAACAUAAAAAGAAGGUUGAUCUUAAAAGGAGUAAGCAGACCACAGCUGUCCCAGGACAGACAGUCGAGCCUCUGGCCCUGAACAUCACACUAUGUCAGGUCAUGGUGUCCCUCAGCCAGAGGCAAGGACUAGGCAGAGAGACAGAUGGAGACUGGCUGGCGCCUCUGAGGACAUUUGUCCAAGACACUCUGGGCAGUGGAGGGAAACUGAGCUACAGGCAGCUCCACAUGCUGCUUGGUACAGUGUGGAAGAUGGUGUUCACUCAGAGGAGCAAAACAGUGACCGAGGACCUGCUGGCAGCUGUGCAUGUCUACUAUAGGCAGAUGCACCUGACACUACAGACACGUUCUCUGCUGCUGUCUUUCUAUAGCAAGCUCUACCUGCAGGAGCAGGGACAGACACACAUAGCAAGGAGUAAGGUGCUAUGUCGUUGGCUGGCAGCUCUUCCUUUGCAGUUGUCCCAGCUGGGCCACCGUAACCCUGCCCUGUCUGCACAACUCAUCCUGUCCAUCCAGGCUGCUGCUUCUCGAGGACACAAAGACCUGCUGAACAGUCUGCAGACACAUGCCUGCAGGCUCUACGAUCCGGAGGAAGGAGUUGUGGUGCUGCUCCCCGCAGAGUCUCAGCAACGAAUGGUGCAGCUGCUCUACUUCCUUCCCAAGAUGUCUCAGCCCCUUCUGGCCAAUCUGAGCUCCUGCUGCACGGCCGGACGAAUCUCAGCUGGCCUCGCUGCCUCUCUGAUUCGUAUCGUACACCUUAGGUCAUCUCUGAGUAACUGGUCAGUCGGGAGCCAGGAAGCAGCUCUGCAAGACAUCGACUACAUCAGCUUCCUGUUCUCCACCCUGACGGGCUUCUCAUCCGACAAGCUCGCUACCCUGCAGGACGCCGACGAGGAGAGCGUUCUGCCUCCCUCCCCUCUCUCACCCCUCAGUCUGUAUCCUACCCCGCUGGAGCAGUUCACACACCACUGGGAUGUUGUUGAGGAGGUCUGCCACUGUCUGGAAACUCUUGGUUCCAAGUCUCAGUGCUUUGACAUUCUGCAAAAUGGCAUCUGCCAAUACCUGACUAAGUUAGGGGUUGUUCCCGACAGUAUGGCGGCAGGGCUUCUCAGAGCUGUAGCCAGAUUAUUGGAUCUAUCAGUCCUGCCGAUAGAGCCCGUGGUGCGCUUCUUGUCUCAGUGCUGCCUCAGCCUGCUGGCUCUGCUCAUCACUCUGCAGCAGGAGUUACCUUCUGAAACCAACCACAAAAGGGAGGCAAUAUGGGGCGCUUGUGUGUCAGCGCUGAGCACCGUUCCUCGCCUGCUGCGAAUGGUCCUGCAGUUGAUGCGUGUUGGAGACGUGAACGAGGAAGAACUGCCCCAGCUCGGACAGAUCCUGACGAUGCUGCUGCAGCAUGCGCCGCUCCACAGUCAGCUGCUGGCCAACGCCGCUCUGCUCCAAGAGAUCAUUCAAAACCUCACGAGAUACUCCCGUGGUCCAACCAGGGAACAGUGGUUGACAGACUUGCUCUACUAUUACAGCGUCACUGUGGCUCACAGCUCUUCUGCCCGUCGGGGAAACAUGGGCCUUCGAGACAUCUACUGACCGACGCACCCACCAGACCUACCUGGUGUGUUCAAACAUUUUACAGCCUCUUUUACAAACCAAACACUCACAGAGCUCUGUAGGCACAAGCACAUACAACAGAACUUUCAGACAGGAAUACAGUGAAGAAGUCUUUUUUUUUUUUUAUUCUGUGUGGCAAAGAAUACUCCACAUUCUUCUCAGAGCUCAAUUUUUUCUGUAUCUUAAGAUGCCUCUUUAUUGCUUUGUCCUUGGCCAGGUAAUUAUUUUGUCUGAGUUUUGUUGUUGUUGCUGAACGUUGUCCAGUGCUUUCUGGGGACACCUGCCAAUUUUUGAUAAAAACAAAAAAGCAAAAAAAAAAAGGCAAAAUAAAGUUAAAUCCAAGCUGC
Molecule: messenger RNA, 3562 nt
Organism: Acanthopagrus latus (yellowfin seabream)
Lineage: Eukaryota; Metazoa; Chordata; Actinopteri; Spariformes; Sparidae
Gene: tex10
Product: testis expressed 10
Exons: 16
Coding region: 363-3194 (943 amino acids)
Cellular component (GO): MLL1 complex; nucleus
Source: RefSeq, a predicted model, not a curated record